AUGACAAACGUACCUGAAGUUUCAAUAAUAAUUCCCAUUCACAAUGGGGAACAGUGGAUAAAUGAGUGUUUUGAAUCCAUACUCACACAAGAUAUUUUAAAAACAAAUGGUAUUGAAAUAUCAGUAUUUAACGAUGCUAGCACGGACAGAACUUCUGAAUUGCUUCUCUAUUGGGAAAAAAAAAUUUCCAAUAUUAAUAAUUUAAGUCUUUUAGUUCAGCAUGGAAAUUAUGAUUACCCCAAAGGAGUGGGUUUUGCCAAAAAUCAAGCAAUAGCGCAGUGUAAUGGAAAAUAUUUAUGUUUUCAAGAUAUUGAUGAUGUAAUGCACCCUCAAAGAAUUUCACUGCAACUUUUAGAAGCCAAAAAAUAUUCAAAUGCUAUUGUGGGAUGUCAAAUUAAAAGAAUUCCCGAAAAUUCAACUCCUCGUUUUUCAACAUGGGUUAAUCAUCUUCCUCAAAAUUUAUUGUCGACUCAAAUAUACACAUCACAUGGUCCAACAGUAUUAAUGCCCACUUGGUUUUUUAGCAAAAAUUUGUUUAAAAAGGUAGGUUUAUUUUCUGAAAAAGGAAAAGGAACACCUGAAGAUUUGUUGUUUUUUUAUGCUCAUUUAGAUUUAGGUGGAACUGUUCGAAGAGUUGAUAAAGUAUUACUGUAUUAUAGAUAUCAUUCAAACUGCACCACUUUUUCUGUUUCAGAACAUUUUUCCAUCCAUUUUUUACAUGCUCAGUGCAUUAUGCAGGAAACAAUAUGGAAAAUAAGAUUAGAGCAUUUAGAAAAUCAAGUUUUGUCAAAAUGGAUAAAUUUUACAAUUUGGAAUGCUGGUAAACAGGGGAGAAAAUUUUAUCGUUCUUUAUCACCUUCAAAUCGUAAAAAGGUAACGCAAUUUUGUGAUGUCGAUUCAAAAAAAACGGGAAAAUAUUACGAAACCCACGUAAAUUCAAAUUUACUGGAAAAUAGGAAAAUUCCAAUCGUACAUUUUUCAAAAGUUGAACCGCCCAUAAUAACUUGCGUAAAACUUGAUCUCACCAAUGGAGAAUUCGAAAGCAAUUUAAAAUCUCUUAACAUGAUCGAAGGCAAGGAUUUUUUUAUAUUCAGUUAA
Messenger RNA from Pediculus humanus corporis (human body louse), 1098 nucleotides. Its product is annotated as glycosyltransferase, putative. The transcript has 7 exons. The coding region runs from base 1 to 1098 and encodes 365 amino acids. The record is from RefSeq and is a predicted model, not a curated record. NCBI's taxonomy places the organism in Eukaryota, Metazoa, Arthropoda, Insecta, Psocodea, Pediculidae.